AUGAAUGGCUCUCCUCUUGAACGUGUCACUACCGUUAAAGAUUUAGGGUUCCAUCUUUCUCAAUCUUUGUCCUUUGAGCAGCAUUUAAAUAUCACAGUUGGUAAAGCCUUGAAAGUUCUAGGUUUCUUAAAGCGUAAUACUAGUCUUUUUACGUCCCAUGCCUGUCUACGCUCUCUUUAUUUCACUCUUGUCCGGUCUAUUCUGGAAUAUGGAAUAGUUGUUUGGCACCCAUAUCUGGCCAAAGACCAAAUACGCUUGGAAAGAGUGCAAAACCGAUUCCUAUCCUACGCCGCUUUUUUAUUUAAUGCUGAACACCCACCUCAUGAUUAUUCGUCCGUUAGAUCAUUCCUAAACAUUCCUACCCUAUCUUCUCGCCGAUUAGAUGCCGAUAUUUCAUUUAUCACCUCACUUCUUAGUGGUUCAGUCGAAGCUUCUGACCUUUUAUCUUCCAUUUCUUUCCGAGUACCUGUACAUUACAAUAGAUAUCACUCUCUUUACCUUGUUCCCUCUCACAGUACUAAUUACUCCAAUAAUCAUCCUUUGCAUAGAAUGCUCCGUGUACUUAAUAACUCAUAG
Daktulosphaira vitifoliae (grape phylloxera) is the source of this 576-nucleotide messenger RNA. RefSeq lists its product as uncharacterized. Lineage: Eukaryota; Metazoa; Arthropoda; Insecta; Hemiptera; Phylloxeridae. The record is from RefSeq and is a predicted model, not a curated record. The transcript has a single exon. Bases 1 to 576 code for a protein of 191 amino acids.